Culex quinquefasciatus (southern house mosquito) is the source of this 2262-nucleotide messenger RNA. RefSeq lists its product as uncharacterized. The transcript has 3 exons. The record is from RefSeq and is a predicted model, not a curated record. NCBI's taxonomy places the organism in Eukaryota, Metazoa, Arthropoda, Insecta, Diptera, Culicidae. Bases 295 to 2151 code for a protein of 618 amino acids.
CGACGUAGUCCGCCGUCAAUUCAAUCGCGACGCUGCAAGGUACCCCAGAUGCCGAUGGUCCGACGGACCCGAAGCUUCAGCUGUCACGCGAUCGACGAUCAGAAGCCGAGCGAAAGUAAACAUAAAAAGUUUAUUCACAAGUCGAUCACUAGUUCUACGGUAGACAUUGACCCACGUUCCAAAUCGCCCCUACGGUGCACUAAAACUCUUGAAGCUGGCACUAUCAAAACGCCUGCUGUCGAGACUUGGUGACUCCGAAACCUCUUUCCCAUCGUAACAUACUUCAAGAGUUUUAUGUUGAUUGAGGUUAGGGAAUGUAGGAAGAUCAUGUCUACACGUGUGAUGGAGUUCUGGACCCCAACCUAUGCCACUCCGUUCACCCCACAACUCCAGAAUGUUCAAUCUAGAGAAACCCAACCUGGGUGCAGUAAACGGGCUCUUCUCAAGGAGCAGUUAAAAGCCAUUGAGAUGGAACAGCUACGGCGAGAGCGAGAAAUCGAGUUGCAGCUGGGUGCCAAACAGCGCGAAUUCGAAGAGGCCUUACGCCGGAUCGACGAGAGGAGAAGAGAGCUACAAAAAGACACUGCCUUAAAGCUUCUCCAGCUCGAAGUUAACCGAGGCAAUGCAUCGAGGAGCGCAACAUUCGUCUGCAACUCUACUUGCAUCGGCCCACCGAAGCGUCGUCUAUCAUAUUCAACAUCUGCCAACCAAGAAGCGGGGCUAUUUCCGCAACCCCGCAAUGCUACAACAUCCGCAUACGAACCGCCGUCAUCCCCUCAACUUCCCCCAGGAAAUGGGCUCCGAGGACGAGCUGACGGUGCCAAGAAUCAGUACCCCCGGAAUGAGUUGCCCCUGUUCAAGAGCAUCCUCCUAAACCCGUCUUUCGUCACCAGUGGUCACACUUCGUCGACCUUUCCUGGCCACUCAGAUGUCGAUAGAACGCUUCAUCUCCGACGGCAACUAUUGGUAACACAAGCAAAAGGGCUGCUCCCUCUGCCGUCGAGCGUACAGCACGUCUUCGAGACCCUGCGUACGUCAUACAAAAGUUCCACGAGUUCGUGGUGGUACCGCCAACGAUUCCUCCACACACACGAUCUCAAGCAAAUUCAACAGCAGACACUCACAAAGCUUGAUAUUCCGGCUCGAUAUAUCAUCUACCACCGCAACGAGAUAAAACAAAGCAAAAACCAGUCGAGAUCGUCGAGAUCAAAGUGUGUAAACAAAACGACUACCAAAGCUUUUCAACUACGACCAACCAGCAUGUGGCGCGUCUUCGAGGCUCUACCCGCGCCGCGCAACAUUGAACGGACUCAACUUGUCAAGGCUGAACAUCUCAACUCGUCAGCGAUGACCGAGCGGCUGCGAAAACGCAACCGACUGAACACAGCGACUCCAAUGAAUGAACACCAGGUAACAAAUCCCUUUCACCUAGAUAUGGAUAUCGUCGUCUUCGUUGAUACCGGCCAAAGCCGGUUGGUAAGGGUCUCUUGCCAUCGGAAUCAGCUCAAACGCACGAUCGUCGUUCGCUCUAACAACCAAAACAAGAACCAGCCCCUGCCCCUCCUGCCAACAGCCGAUCAGCAUGCCGGUGACAAAACGCAUCAACAACGAUGCACGAUCCUCCUUGUCAGUCCUGCCGGCUCGGUUCGCUGCUACCUGUGCUGGAUCUGUUGGAUCAGCGCUGGAAAUAGGUACUGGCGAAUAUGGUACUUCGUAAACUGUGGUGUUGGCGAGAAAACCGAACACCCGAGAUCAGCUGUGCGGAUUAUUGCAUCCUGUGCUCUGCUAGCGGCCAAACAUCCCCUGAGUGAUGACACGUACGAGCUGCUCCUCCGCUUCAAACAUCUUGGACGAACUCUUCCUCUUCAAAUACAAGACAUGACGGGGACUUUCCGGAGAUCAGCAAACUUGGCUGUUUUGGGCGUCUUGAAGGACUGUGAACCUGACGCUACAAGCCACCACUACGGUUCACGGGUGGGGGUAUGUUGCGACGUAGUCCGCCGUCAAUUCAAUCGCGACGCUGCAAGGUACCCCAGAUGCCGAUGGUCCGACGGACCCGAAGCUUCAGCUGUCACGCGAUCGACGAUCAGAAGCCGAGCGAAAGUAAACAUAAAAAGUUUAUUCACAAGUCGAUCACUAGUUCUACGGUAGACAUUGACCCACGUUCCAAAUCGCCCCUACGGUGCACUAAAACUCUUGAAGCUGGCACUAUCAAAACGCCUGCUGUCGAGACUUGGUGACUCCGAAACCUCUUUCCCAUCG